This is a messenger RNA of Brassica oleracea var. oleracea, 840 nucleotides long. Its product is annotated as vegetative cell wall protein gp1. The transcript has a single exon. The coding region runs from base 158 to 712 and encodes 184 amino acids. Lineage: Eukaryota; Viridiplantae; Streptophyta; Magnoliopsida; Brassicales; Brassicaceae. The record is from RefSeq and is a predicted model, not a curated record.
CGAAACAUCGUACAUGGUCUUAGUCAUAUGCAUCAGAAUAACGUGUCAAUCAACAAUGACACGUGUUUGGGUCCUGGCGCCACGUGCCAGUGUACUUGAAGCCCGUUAAAUUGUGUCUUUGUAAGAGAAUCAAGAAAGACGAUGGAGAAAAACGAAAAUGUCGCAGAGUUGCGUUAUGUCUUUGGUGUCUGCUAAUGUUACGAGGUCUUUCUUCUUGUGCUCAUCCAAGUCUAAACCAUGUUCCACACGGCUAAUCGCAGCAUCGAAAUCGGUUAAACGGGUCAGAAGGUUCAUGUCCUUAUCCUACUCCCUUCCCCGGUUUGAUUUCGUUGGCCAAAUCGGUCCACCUGAAAUUCAAUUUCCUGAAGAGUUACCUUCACGGCCGAGUAGAGGACCAGAGUGGGCCCCGUUAGAAGUCCCAGAACUUCCUAAUACACCGGAGAUAAACCCGUCGGAAACUCCUCCAGAAGUCACGACAGUUCCUAGCGAUCCACCACCGGUUGGACCGCCGCAAAGUCCUGACCCUGAGUUUCCGGUCCCACCGCUUCCGUCUCCACCGAUGCCAGAUACGCCAAAUCCUCCAGCUCCGGAAAGACCUCCUGAUGUGGUGCCUCCAAACUGGGAACCUCCUCGUCCACCGGAUAUCGUUCCACCAGAGAUUCCACCGCCGGGAAUAGACCCUCCACCGCCUAUGGGCCCCACCAUCAUAUAGCAAACAUGCAUAAAACUCUUCUCUGCUUAUGCAGUCUUGUCGAAAGUAGUUUUUCUUUAGUUUACAGUAAUGUUUUGAGAAGUUCAGUUCAAACGGAAUCAUAAGUGUUUUCUUCUUUUAAACAACAA